This is a messenger RNA of Penicillium waksmanii, 285 nucleotides long. RefSeq lists its product as uncharacterized. NCBI's taxonomy places the organism in Eukaryota, Fungi, Ascomycota, Eurotiomycetes, Eurotiales, Aspergillaceae. The coding region runs from base 1 to 285 and encodes 94 amino acids. The transcript has a single exon. The record is from RefSeq and is a predicted model, not a curated record.
AUGUUGAAGCUCGGUGGACUUAUCCUGUGCGCUCUUAUAGCAACAAGUGCAGCACAUCCCCAGAAUAUCCCAGCAGCUCGUGUCCAUGCACGCAGUGUGACGUCGCUUGCUGUCGUCGCAGCCGCAGCCGCUACUAGUACCACUACCACUGCCACAACAACUUCCACUUCCUCGACUUGCACGGCUGGUGACACCUCUUCCACCAAUGGCGUGCAGGCAAUUCUUGAUUCUACCGGUGCCCUUGACUGGCUAGAUACUUAUGCUCGACAGCAUGCCAAACGGUGA